Triticum turgidum subsp. durum (durum wheat) is the source of this 2742-nucleotide messenger RNA. NCBI's taxonomy places the organism in Eukaryota, Viridiplantae, Streptophyta, Magnoliopsida, Poales, Poaceae. The record is from the annotation of a GenBank genome assembly.
AUGCACUAUCUUUGCUGUUCAGCUCAAAUGGCCGAGGCAGUACUCAUUGCUGUGACGAAGAUUGGUUCCAUUUUAGCAGAUGAAGCCAUCAUGGCCAUUAUAGAUAAGUUGUCUGAAAAAGUUACUAAUCUGAAGGAACUGCCAGUAAAGAUUGAGCAAAUAAGAAAGCAACUGAAUAUGAUGAGUAAUGUUAUAAGGAAAAUAGGCACGGUAUAUCUCACAGAUGAACUUGUCAAGAGUUGGAUUGGGGAGGUCCGCAAUGUGGCCUACCAUGUUGAAGAUGUAAUGGAUAAAUACUCAUACCAUGCUCUUCAACUUAAGGAAGAAGGUUUCCUCAAGAAAUUCUUCAUUAAAGCAACACAUUAUGUCAAGGUUUUCAGUGAAAUUGCCAAUAAUGUAGUUGACGUAGAGAAGGAGAUUCAGCUAGUUAUACAGAUGAAAGAUCAGUGGUUGCAGCCCUCCCAGCUUGACGCCAACACACUUGCUGAGAUGGAAAGACAGCGGUCCCAAGACGGCUUCCCUGAAUUUGUCAAGGAUGAAGAUCUUGUAGGAAUUGAAGACAACAGGAUAUUGCUGACCAAAUGGCUGUACUCCGAAGAGCAGGAAAACACUGUGAUAACAGUAUCGGGCAUGGGUGGGUUGGGAAAAUCUACCCUGGUCUCAAAUGUUUAUGAACGUGAAAAGAUCAACUUCUCUGCAAAUGCAUGGAUCGUUGUGUCACAGGUUUACACUGUUGAUGCCCUGUUGAGGAAGCUACUAUGGAAGAUCGGAUACACCGAACAACCAUCGUCUCAAAUGGACGUGCAUGACUUGAAAAAGGAAAUACAGAAGAGACUUGAAAAUAGAAAAUACUUGAUUGUGCUGGAUGAUGUCUGGGAGCAAGAGGUAUACUUCCAAAUACGUGAUGCUUUCCAGAAUCUGCAAGGAAGUCGGAUCAUCAUUACAACACGGAAGGACCAUGUCGCCGGAAUCUCUCCUUCCGACCGUCACCUUGAGCUGCAGCCGUUGAGUAAUUCUGACGCCUUUGACCUCUUCUGCAGAAGGGCUUUUUACAACCAGAGGGGCCACAUGUGCCCCAAGGAUUUUGAGAUAAUUGCUGCCUCUAUAGUUGAAAGAUGUCAUGGCCUGCCUCUAGCAAUUGUUACCAUUGGUAGCCUGUUGUCCUCCAGACCACGAUUAGACAUUUGGACACAAAAGUACAAUCAGCUUCGAAGUGAGCUGUCAAACAAUGAUCAUGUCCGAGCAAUUUUCAAUCUGAGUUACCAUGACCUUUCAGAUGAUCUCAGAAACUGCUUCUUGUACUGCAGUCUGUUCCCAGAAGACCACCCCAUGCCACGUGACAGCCUUGUGCGGCUGUGGGUUGCAGAAGGCUUUGUGGUGAGUAAAGAAAAGAACACACCAGAGGUGGUCGCUGAGGGCAAUCUUAUGGAAUUGAUCCACCGCAAUAUGCUUGAAGUUGUGGAGACUGAUGAGCUUGGUAGGGUUAGCACCUGUAAGAUGCAUGAUAUUGUGCGUGAACUGGCUAUUUCUGUUGCUAAAGAAGAGAGAUUUGCUUCAGCAAAUGACCAGCGUGAAAUGAUACAGAUGGAUAAGGAUGUUCGCCGGCUAUCAGCAUGUGGAUGGAAAGAAAACACUGCAUUGACACUUAAACUUCCACGUCUUAGAACUGUAGUGUCACUUGGAGUAAUUUCAUCCUCCCCUGGCAUGUUGUCUUCAAUCCUGUCUGAAUCUAGCUACCUGAGUGUUCUUGAGCUUCAAGACUCUGAAAUCACUGAAGUGCCAGCAUCGAUAGGGCAUCUGUUCAAUCUACGUUACAUUGGCUUACGACGCACCAAGGUCAAAUCACUCCCGGAUUCUGUUGAGAAUCUUUCUAACCUCCACACUCUGGACAUUAAGCAAACCAAAAUAGAGAAGCUACCACGGGGAAUUGUUAAGAUCAGGAAGUUACGGCACCUUUUAGCUGAUAGAUAUGCUGAUGAGAAGCAGACAGAGUUCCGUUACUUUAUGGGAAUGCAUGCACCUAAAGAGCUGUCCAACUUGGAAGAACUGCAAACUCUUGAGACUGUGGAAUCUAGUAACAACUUGGCUGAGCAGCUGAAGAAACUGAUGCAACUAAGCAGUUUGUGGAUUGACAACAUAAGUGCUGCUGACUGUGCACUUCUGUUUGCUACCCUGUCAGAUAUGCCACUUCUUUCCAGCUUGCUUCUUUCUGCAAAGGAUGAGAAUGAGACACUUUGCUUUGAGGCUCUGAAGCCAAAGUCUACAGAUCUGCGCAAGUUGAUUAUCAGAUGGCAAUGGGCUAAGGGGACACUGAAUUGGCCGAUAUUUCUUGACCAUGGAACCCACCUCAAGUAUCUUGCUCUAAGCUGGUGCGACCUUGGGGAAGAUCCACUGAAGAUCCUUGCACCACACCUGCCGAACCUCACAUUUCUAAAACUGAACAACAUGCAUAGUGCAAAUACUUUGGUUCUAUCUGCAGGUUCCUUCCCCAGUCUGAAGACACUGGUCUUGAAGCACAUGCCUGAUGUCAGCCAGAUGAACAUCAUUGAUGGCGCUCUUCCAUGCAUUGAAGGUUUGUACAUCGUGUCUCUGUUGAAGCUGGAUAAGGUCCCCCAAGGCAUUGAAUCACUUGGCUCCCUGAAGAAGCUCUGGCUGCUGAGCUUGCACAAGGAUUUCAGAAGUCAAUGGGUCACUAGUGGGAUGCAUCAGAAGAUAAUGCAUGUUCCAGAGAUUCGUGUCUAG